Histoplasma capsulatum G186AR is the source of this 2898-nucleotide messenger RNA. RefSeq lists its product as uncharacterized. The coding region runs from base 1 to 2898 and encodes 965 amino acids. The record is from RefSeq and is a predicted model, not a curated record. The transcript is spliced from 2 exons. Lineage: Eukaryota; Fungi; Ascomycota; Eurotiomycetes; Onygenales; Ajellomycetaceae.
AUGACAACGCCAUCUGCUUCGGUGUCUUCUGAGCCGCAAACGAUGGUAACGUUAAGCGGCAUUACCAACACUAUCGGAGACGGUACCUCAUCGAUGGUUUUAGAACCUGCACGGAAGACGGACAGGAAUAGUUGCCCUGGCACACUGGAGUCGCCGGCUGGGUCCCCUGUUGAUGCUCAGCCUGUUAUGUUGAAUGGGUUUUGGGGGGGGAAUGUGCGAGAACAGGUGCAGCUGCAAAUGCAGGACCCGCAGCCUCAGCCGCAGCCGCAGCCGCAGCCGCAGCCGGUGCGGGUCAGUCAUGUGGAUCUGAUAACGGAAGUCACUGUGUCGGCUGGGGAUGUGGGUUUUGAGCGUCCGGUGAAAGUGCAAGAAGAGGUGACGGUGCGGGGAGCGGCGAACGAGGAGGUUAAAGACGAGAAUAAAGCUGAGGCUAAAGAGGACGCUAAAGAGAAAACUAAUGAUGAGGCCAGGGUUAGGGUGGAAGAGCAGGUUGACGAGAGAGUUGAGGAUAAGACUAAGGAGAUACACGAAAGCAUAAAUGAGGCGUUGCGACAAGAGCCGCCGCAACCGCCGCAAGAGCCGCAAGAGCCUCAACGCGAAUUACAAGAGCCCGAAGAGCCGCAGGAGGAGCCACAACAGGAGGCACCUGAACAAAAACCCCAACAGGGAGCUCCUGAUCAGUUGCAACCGCAAGCUCGACCGAAACUACAACCAGUAGUGCAACCGGAAUUGCAAGAUGAGAUACAAAGUCCGACCGACUCCGUGGAGGAACGGCCAACUUCAUCCGCGGCCCUAUCAAUGAUUGAUAACAGGGCUUCGAUUAUGCCGUCUGAUUAUGCAACCUAUACUAGCCCGCCAGUUGAGGAAGCACGAGCUGUCAAAGUCAUCGGUCGGAAAGCAAGCAUAAUUACUUCCGAAUUACGCACCUUUAUAUCGCGCGAAAUCACUAUUGGCAAAAAAGGGAAGAUGUCGCCAACCCCAGCAUCUGAAUCAGUUCUGGACGCUGAAGGGAGCUCCCAACCGCCCCUGCCACCAUCGGGUAAUGAAGAGGAACGUGGCCAGGUACCCUCCAACGCUUCGCGGGUUAGGAUGUCGACAAAGUCCACGCCUGAAGCUAGUCUCUCGAACGGGCUACUGAACGAUAUAAACACCAGUCGCUAUUCGCAGCCAUCGCAACCACAGCAAACCGUUUCCGCCCAACAAGUGGAAGGUUAUAUCCAUCGUAGUGAUGCGGCCUCAUCCUCCAGACGAGAGUCAACAGAGCCCCGAUAUGUCGGGGUUGAUAAAGCUGCGCAACGGGUUUCAGCAGAGCCAAAGAGUCCACCGUCAACACCAGCCAUUAAAACCAAGUCAUUACCAUCUUUGCCUCCCGAGGACAAACCAAUGACCGACCGGCCAGAUGACUAUAACCCCGUAGACAAGACGAGACAGGAAGCUGGGAACCAGCAUGCAGAGCAGAUCCAAUCCCAGUCAAAACCAGUUACCGUCGAAUCCACUUACGUGAAUAAUAUUGCAACAGAAAAACCCCACCUCCCUCCUCCUGUGCCGGACACCACUGCACAGCGUGAAAGGGCAGAACGUCAAUCAAGUUCUGGCAUCCCAGAGGGAAAGCCAGCGGAUCAGCCAUCUAUUAACCCAUUCGCUCCAAGGCAGGCUCCUAGUAUUCGACCUACCAGUCCUCCAAGGAUCCCCUCAGCUCAGUUUGCUGCCCCUGUUAAAGAGGGGCGCUCGUCAACUCAGCUGAUACGCGACUACUUCUCACCCUCAGGGAACUCUUCAUCGAGGCCCCCAACCGUGCAGGAGGAAACCCGCCCAGGCUCUGCUAUGGCCAACCUGAUGUCUAAAGUGACCUUUUCCCGUCAGACAACUGAUCGACGUUCAAGCGCUUCCGGACAACCCAAUGAGAAGAGCUGGAGCAAUCGAUUCCAGUCCUUCAAAGUUGACUCAGGCCUUUCAAAAACCAGAACCGCGAGCACAAUCGAAUCGGAAGAGGGCCAACGCGCCGCAUCCCUGUCUAUGCCGAAUCCCAACGACCCAUCCAUUACUUCGCCGAGCAACCAAUCUCCGGCUUCGAAAAUGAAAAUUCACGGCAAAUUUAUCAGGGGUGCCAACCGUCUUGCUCAGAACGCUGGUAACAUGAAAAAGAAGAACAUGCCAAAAGUUGCUGGUUUGUUCAACCGCCAUUCCAGGCAAGCAGAGCCCACCACCCAGACACCCCACACUCCUGAGUAUUCUCCACAUCUAUAUGAAACGCAAGUCACAGCUCUUCCACAGCAAAAGCAACCGUAUUCAAGUACAUACCCGAGUAGAUACUCGAAUUCAAUGCCACAUGACUAUCAACAGCAGCAAACUAGACAGCCCCAAACGCAACCAGUAACCCAACCUGGAGGGCGCCGAUCAAUGACUUCGCAACACUAUGCCCAGGACAACGUGCAGCCUAGUCGUAACAGCCAGCAUACCAAUUUACCACCUCAUACCACUGUCCUUGCCCAUGCGACACCACCUGGGAAUCCUCAGUCCUAUUUAAACAAUACUCAACUGCCAUCUCACAGCCCAAUGUCCUUUAUUCAAUUCCAGAACGGACAUGUCCCCGCACAACGUGCCGCACGAACCCAGUCUCCCGAUCCGGCUCAGCAUCCCCUCGCCGACGCCGCAACCAAGUUUGCUGCCGGCUCUCCACCUCCAGAAGGCCCAUCAUUUCCAAACAAGAUUCCACAAAAUCGGAACUAUAAUAAUCAUCCACCAUCCCAACAUAUGGCAGGUUCCGGCAAACACAUUGAGCCUGUUGAAUUGCCGGUGCCAGUUCCCGGAGAUGACUCGAGUGAAGAAAUUGUCAUGUCCAGCACGGCAUAUCCCGGGCAGGAAUGGCAUCCAGAAUUCUACUUGGAGGAGGAUUAA